This is a messenger RNA of Trypanosoma rangeli, 1650 nucleotides long. RefSeq lists its product as uncharacterized. The coding region runs from base 1 to 1650 and encodes 549 amino acids. Lineage: Eukaryota; Euglenozoa; Kinetoplastea; Trypanosomatida; Trypanosomatidae. The transcript has a single exon. Gene Ontology annotation, molecular function: calcium ion binding. The record is from RefSeq and is a predicted model, not a curated record.
AUGUACCUGGAAACUUUUAAUCAGCGCCUCACGCUGCGUGGCCCGUCAUCUUGGCGAACUCGACGCCCCAUGUUGCGCUUUUCUCCUCUCCACACACGUGUGGAAGAGGUUGCGAUGGUCACGAGUCCGGCACCCACCUCCCCUCCCUCGGUGAUGUCUACGUGCGUGGAGACGCCGUUGGAACUGCAAGUAAAAGUGACACACACUCCGCACCCGCCUAGUAUGGCGUGCCAUAUGCCGGCGAUCGCAGUCGCGCAUCAUGGCAACACGCAUGAGAGGACUCCUUCAUUGAGCGCCUCUGACGACUGGAUUUCCAGCACCGAAGUGUCCGAGCAACGUGUCACGCAGCCCACUCUGCAUCCCCUAAGUGAAGAUGAAGUAAAACAUGUCGAGGCUGCACAUAAGAAGUACAUGGAGUCCAUUGAGUAUCCAGGGUCUCUUGUUGCGUUUUUGCAGGAGCUAACUGCCAGCAAUAGUGUUGCAGAGGCCGAACAGUGGCUGAAGCACCUGGAUAUCUUCUUGGGCUCUUUUAUUGAUGAAACAAUGGAAAACAACAUCGAUGACAGCGUUAAGGUAGAAAGGAAAUCCGGUAGUCACCCUCGGAUCCUCUCACUGAAGGAGGCGAUUGACUUCUUUGCCUGGUUAAAGUCGUCGCAAGGUGAUCUGUUUCGACCGCCUUCACCAGAAUGUGCCUCCUCUCUUAACACGGAUUGCAAAAAGAAAUCUGAAGUGUCAGAUGAAGGCAACGAGCCGUACAAUAAUGAAAGGAGUAGCACUCUGUGUAGUCCUUCUCCAUUGCCCAUGGCUGGGGAGGUGCGCGCUAGCGGGAGAACUACAAGCUCAAUAUCUGGUAGGGGGCGGGGUAGCCGAACACCUCGCUCAAGGAUGCGAAAGAAAUCCGAAUUGGCGGUUACUUCCUCACGGAGUUAUAAUUUGGAACAAAGGGCCUUUGCAAUGUUGGGCGGUGGCAUGGGCGGGAGUGGCAUGGUACGCCUCACGGAUUUUAAACGCAUGCUGACGGCCUGCAGUUUUUACGUGGACUUUAAUACUUAUGUUGGUCGUGUUAUUGAUCUGAACCGAACGGGCAGGAUCACGUUCAAGGAGUUUCUUUGGAUGCUGGAGUGCAGUGUGUCGGGCAAAGUGCCGGCGGCGGCGAUUCGACGGUUUCUUGCCGCCCCCAUGAUUGGGGUGGCCAGCUCUGCUUGCGCGGCGAUCCCUCACUCGUCGUUGGGUUGUCAGCCGAGUCCCAAGGCAAAGUGGAUGCAAGGUCGAUUGAACCAUCAUGUUGUGCUACCAUCGGUGCGACGCGUCCCAUCGCGGCGAGAAAAGGCUCUCCCGAAGGCAAAAGGCUGCGCGGGCACCAAUGCGAGCCUUAGUCAGCGGAAAUUGCUUGAGGAACUUAAGCAGAUUUCAUCACUAAAUCUGCUGCGUCUGUCGCCUUACGCAGAUAGCUCGGAGUCGGAAGUGUUGUUGGGGCAUCUCACCCGUUCCAGGAAGCAUCGUCAUUACAAGACAGCCUCCACCCGUUUUGUGUCGACACCAUCGCGAUCGCCUUCUUCCAGGGAGAAGAGCACCGGCCUACUGAGUGCCCGAAGCAAAAUUUUGGACGGUAAGACUUCUGCUGAUCAUCGUUGCGUCACCACCAAUUAG